Messenger RNA from Amphibalanus amphitrite, 1503 nucleotides. Its product is annotated as MFS-type transporter SLC18B1-like. Gene Ontology annotation, molecular function: transmembrane transporter activity. The coding region runs from base 1 to 1503 and encodes 500 amino acids. The record is from RefSeq and is a predicted model, not a curated record. The transcript has a single exon. Gene Ontology annotation, biological process: transmembrane transport. NCBI's taxonomy places the organism in Eukaryota, Metazoa, Arthropoda, Thecostraca, Balanomorpha, Balanidae.
AUGAGGAGGAAGGAAGACGACGGGAAGAGAGAGCUAUCCGAUCAGCAGCCGCAGGAAAAGUCAGAUACCACUGAGGACUGUCGCACCACUGAAGAAGCUCCAGGGGAGACAGAUAAGGAUGCGUCUGGCUCGCCGUCGAAGAUCAGCUCUCACCAGCGCCGGCUGCUGGUGUUUCUUGGAGCGGCCACCGUGCUGGCCGGUUGCUGCACGCUCGUCCAGGUGCCCUUCUUCCCGCACGAGGCUCGUCUGCGAGGCCUCACCAGCGCGCAGAGCAGCGUCGUCUUCAGCUCGUUCUCGCUCUCGGAGCUGCUCUCGUUCCCGGUCACCGGCUGGCUGGCGCCGCGCCUGGGCGUGAUGCGGCUCUUCCACGCCGGAGUGGCCAUCGCCGGCGUCACAGGCGUGGCGUUUGGUCUCGUUGGACUCGUUGGCGACAGCACUGCCUUCCUAUCGGCCAGUGUAGCUGUACGUGUUGCUGAAGCUGUCGGCACGGCUGCUGUGCAGACUGCUGCUCGUACCAUCGUCGCCAGUCAGUUCCCGGAGCGAUUGAACACGGUGCUGGGAUUCAUAGAGACCAUGUCGGGCGCGGGUCUGUGCCUGGGCCCGGCCCUCGGAGGGGCGCUGUACGCGCUGGGAGGCUACGGUCUGUCCUUCUACUUCCUCGGAGGUCUUCAGCUUCUGCUGUUCGUCGCUGGUGUGGUGAUGAUGCCAACGGAGUUGCCAUCGGAUGAUGACCAGAGACAGCAGCAGAAGCUGGAUGAAGACGAAGAGGACAGCAGCUGCUGGAGACGCUGGAGGAGGUCAAGCUUCCUGCGGAUGCUGGCGCUGAUCGCGCUGACACCAGAUAACUGGCUGACGUGUGCCGCACUGCUGGUGGUGGCUCACAACUGGCUCUCUGUCGACCCCCAGCUCGAGGUGUAUGUCCACGAUACGCUGGACAUCUCCCCCGCCGAGCUGGGCCUCUUCUUCCUGGGCUCGUUCGUGGUGUACGCGGCGGCCGGCGCCGCGUGGGGCCGUCUCUCCGACGCUGUCGAGAACACCUUCCUGCUGGUUUCCGGGUUCCUGUCGAUGACCGCUCUGGGGGUGCUCCUGAUGCCACCAUCCCCACUAUUCGGCCUGCCCCCCUCCCGUCUCCUUCUCGGUUUCGGUAUGGGGAUCCGCGAGCUGUUUCAGGCGGCUGCCUACCCGAUCCUACUGGGUCUGCUGCUGCGCCGGUCCAUAGCGCGUGGUCUGCCGGAUACCGUGCGGGGCAGGGCGCUGGUGGCUGCCGUCUACGGUACCGUCUACUCAGUGGGUAAAGUGGCCGGCCCCAUGGUGGGUAGUGCGGUCAUAGGGCUGGUGGAGUUUCCGGGUCUGGGGACGAGUCUGGGGGCCGCUAACAUCGUAAUGGUUGUGCUCAUGCUAGGCAGGGGGCUGGUGUUUUGGUUACGCAAGGAAAGCAUGCAAAUAACAGAUGCCGUGGCACACAGCGACACAGAAAAGAAAGCUGAACCAGGGACUGUAUAA